This is a messenger RNA of Dama dama (fallow deer), 4276 nucleotides long. RefSeq names its product cadherin-23-like. The transcript is spliced from 31 exons. Bases 3 to 4172 code for a protein of 1389 amino acids. Gene Ontology annotation, biological process: homophilic cell-cell adhesion. The record is from RefSeq and is a predicted model, not a curated record. Lineage: Eukaryota; Metazoa; Chordata; Mammalia; Artiodactyla; Cervidae. Gene Ontology annotation, molecular function: calcium ion binding. Gene Ontology annotation, cellular component: plasma membrane.
CCAUGAGGUGCCACGUAGCCUCCAGCUGCCUCGUGGUCUGGCUUUCUUUGCUCAUCUCUGGAUGCUGGGGCCAGGUGAACCGACUGCCCUUCUUCACCAACCACUUCUUUGACACAUACCUGCUGAUCAGUGAGGAUACGCCUGUGGGUUCCUCUGUGACCCAGUUGCUGGCCCGAGACAUGGACAAUGACCCUCUGGUGUUUGGCGUGUCUGGGGAAGAGGCCUCCCGCUUCUUUGCUGUGGAGCCUGACACAGGCGUGGUGUGGCUCCGGCAGCCGCUGGACAGAGAGACCAAGUCAGAGUUCACAGUGGAGUUCUCUGUCAGCGACCACCAGGGGGUGAUUACAAGGAAGGUGAACAUCCAGGUCGGGGACGUGAAUGACAACGCACCCACAUUUCAUAAUCAGCCCUACAGUGUCCGCAUCCCUGAGAACACACCGGUGGGGACGCCCAUUUUCAUUGUGAACGCCACAGACCCUGACCUGGGUGCAGGCGGCAGCGUCCUCUACUCCUUCCAGCCCCCCUCCCAGUUCUUUGCCAUCGACAGCGCACGCGGCAUCGUCACAGUGAUCCGGGAGCUGGACUACGAGACCACGCAGGCCUACCAGCUCACCGUCAACGCCACAGAUCAAGAUAAGACCAGGCCUCUGUCUACCCUGGCCAACUUGGCCAUCAUCAUCACAGACGUCCAGGACAUGGACCCCAUCUUCAUCAACCUGCCUUACAGUACCAACAUCUACGAGCAUUCUCCUCCGGGCACAACAGUGCGAAUUAUCACUGCCAUUGACCAGGAUAAAGGACGUCCCCGGGGAAUUGGCUACACUAUCGUCUCAGGGAACACCAACAGCAUCUUUGCCCUGGACUACAUCAGUGGGGCACUGACCUUGAAUGGCCUGCUGGACCGGGAGAACCCCCUGUAUAGCCAUGGCUUCAUCCUGACCGUGAAGGGCACAGAGCUAAAUGAUGACCGCACCCCAUCCGACGCCACAGUGACCACAACCUUCAACAUCCUGGUGAUUGACAUCAAUGACAACGCCCCAGAGUUCAACAGCUCUGAGUACAGCGUGGCCAUCACUGAGCUGGCACAGGUCGGCUUUGCUCUGCCCCUCUUCAUCCAGGUGGUAGACAAGGACGAGAACCUGGGCCUGAACAGCAUGUUUGAGGUGUACCUGGUGGGGAACAACUCCCACCACUUCAUCAUCUCCCCCACCUCCGUCCAAGGGAAGGCAGAUAUUCGCAUCCGAGUGGCAAUCCCCCUGGACUAUGAGACUGUGGACCGCUACGACUUUGAUCUCUUUGCCAAUGAGAGUGUGCCUGACCAUGUGGGCUAUGCCAAGGUGAAGAUCACCCUCAUCAAUGAGAAUGACAACCGGCCCAUCUUCAGCCAGCCACUGUACAAUGUCAGCUUGUACGAGAAUGUCACUGUGGGGACCUCGGUGCUAACAGUCCUGGCAACAGACAAUGAUGUGGGCACCUUUGGGGAAGUCAACUACUUCUUCAGCGAUGACCCUGACCGGUUCUCUCUGGACAAGGACACAGGACUCAUCAUGCUGAUUGCCAGACUGGACUACGAGCUCAUCCAGCGCUUCACCUUGACAGUCAUUGCCCGGGACGGGGGCAGUGAGGAGACCACAGGCCGGGUCAGGAUCAACGUGUUGGAUGUCAAUGACAACGUGCCCACCUUCCAAAAGGAUGCCUAUGUGGGCGCCCUGAGAGAGAAUGAGCCUUCCGUCACACAGCUGGUGCGACUCCGGGCAACGGAUGAAGACUCGCCUCCCAACAACCAGAUCACCUACAGCAUUGUCAAUGCCUCCGCCUUUGGCAGCUACUUCGACAUCAGCAUGUAUGAAGGCUAUGGUGUGAUCAGCGUGAGCCGCCCCCUGGAUUAUGAACAGAUACCCAAUGGGCUGAUUUAUCUGACCGUCAUGGCCAAGGACGCUGGCAACCCCCCUCUGAACAGCACUAUCUCUGUCACCAUUGAGGUGUUUGAUGAGAAUGACAAUCCUCCCACCUUCAGCAAGCCUGCCUACUUCGUCUCUGUGGUGGAGAACAUCAUGGCAGGAGCCACGGUGUUGUUCCUGAAUGCCACAGACCUGGACCGCUCCCGGGAGUAUGGCCAGGAGUCCAUCAUCUACUCCUUGGAGGGCUCUUCCCAGUUCCGGAUCAAUGCCCGCUCAGGUGAAAUCACCACCACCUCCCUGCUUGACCGUGAGACCAAGUCUGAGUACAUCCUCAUCGUCCGGGCAGUGGACGGGGGCGUGGGCCACAACCAGAAAACCGGCAUCGCCACUGUGAACAUCACCCUCCUGGACAUCAAUGACAACCACCCCACCUGGAAGGACGCUCCCUACUACAUCAACCUGGUGGAGAUGACCCCUCCAGACUCUGACGUGACCACGGUGGUGGCCGUGGAUCCAGACGUGGGGGAGAACGGCACCCUGGUGUAUAGCAUCCAGCCACCCAACAAGUUCUACAGCCUCAACAGCAGCACGGGCAAGAUCCGCACCACCCACGUCAUGCUGGACCGGGAGAACCCCGACCCCCACGAGGCAGAGCUGAUGCGCAAAAUCGUCGUCUCCGUCAGCGACUGUGGCACACCCCCUCUGAAAGCCACCAGCAGUGCCACAGUGUUUGUGAACCUCUUGGACCUCAAUGACAAUGACCCCACCUUUCAGAACCUGCCUUUUGUGGCCGAGGUGCUUGAAGGUACCCCUGCAGGGGUCUCUGUCUACCAGGUGGUGGCCAUCGACCUGGACGAGGGCCUGAACGGGCUGGUGUCCUACCGCAUGCAGGUGGGCAUGCCCCGCAUGGACUUCGUCAUCAACAGCAGCAGCGGUGUGGUGGUCACCACCACCGAGCUGGACCGUGAGCGCAUCGCCGAGUACCAGCUGCGCGUGGUGGCCAGCGAUGCAGGCACGCCCACCAAGAGCUCCACCAGCACACUCACCAUUCGAGUGCUGGAUGUGAAUGACGAGACACCCACCUUCUUCCCUGCUGUGUACAAUGUCUCCGUGUCGGAGGAUGUGCCACGGGAGUUCCGGGUGGUCUGGCUGAACUGCACGGACAACGACGUGGGCCUCAACGCCGAGCUCAGCUACUUCAUCACAGGUGGAAAUGUGGAUGGGAAGUUCAGUGUUGGCUACCGUGAUGCCACAGUGAGAACGGUGGUGAACCUGGACCGGGAGACCACAGCCACAUACAUGCUCGUUCUGGAGGCCAUCGACAAUGGCCCCGUGGGCAAGCGGCGCACAGGCACAGCUACCGUGUUUGUCACCGUCCUGGAUGUGAAUGACAACCGGCCCAUCUUUCUGCAGAGCAGCUACGAGGCCAGCAUCCCCGAGGACAUCCGUGAGGGCCACAGCAUCGUGCAGCUAAAAGCCACAGAUGCAGACGAGGGCGAGUUUGGGCGUGUGUGGUACCGCAUCCUUCACGGUAAUCAUGGCAACAACUUCCGGAUCCACGUCAGCAAUGGGCUCCUCAUGCGAGGGCCCCGGCCCCUGGACCGGGAGCGGAACUCAUCACACGUUCUUAUAGUGGAGGCCUACAACCACGACUUGGGCCCCAUGCGGAGCUCCGUCAGGGUGAUUGUGUACGUGGAGGAUGUCAACGACGAGGCCCCGGUGUUCACGCAGCAGCAGUACAGCCGCCUGGGGCUUCGCGAGACAGCGGGCAUUGGCACGUCAGUCAUCGUCGUCCGAGCCAUGGACCGAGACACGGGGGACGGUGGCCUGGUGAACUACCGCAUCCUGUCGGGCGCUGAGGGGAAGUUUGAGAUUGAUGAGAGCACGGGGCUUAUUAUCACCGUGGAUUACCUGGACUACGAGACCAAGACCAGCUACCUGAUGAACGUGUCCGCCACUGACCAGGCACUCCCCUUCAACCAGGGCUUCUGCAGUGUCUACAUCACUCUGCUCAACGAGCUGGAUGAGGCUGUGCAAUUCUCCAACGCCUCCUACGAGGCUGCCAUCUGGGAGAAUCUGGCACUGGGCACCGAGAUUGUGCGUGUCCAGGCCUACUCCAUUGACAACCUCAACCAGAUCACCUACCGCUUUGAUGCCUACACCAGCGCCCAGGCCAAAGCCCUCUUCAAGAUAGAUGCCAUCACGGUGAGGGAGGCUGGGGACAAGCCCAGCCAGGGCCCCAUCAGAGGGCAGGGAGCGCAAUUCCUUUAAAGCUAACCCGCGUUGAUUGAGCUCCUUCUAUAUGACCAGCACUCUCUUCUUUGUCAUAAACAUCCCUUUAAUACAUCCCUUUAACAUGUAGUGAUAAGAUAAAG